Messenger RNA from Danio rerio (zebrafish), 2560 nucleotides. The record is from RefSeq and is a predicted model, not a curated record. NCBI's taxonomy places the organism in Eukaryota, Metazoa, Chordata, Actinopteri, Cypriniformes, Danionidae.
AUCUUCAUGUAAACAAGUAAUGAAGAACUGACAGACAUUUUAUGUCAACAUCUUUAUCAUCAGGCCUUUUCAUAUGGUUUUGUUCUGAUGUCAUGUCAUCAAGUUAAAAGCAUGUAGUUCUUUAAUGAAAGCAUCCCCAUGUGGCAGCUCGGGUGUUCGCUAUAAAAGCACAGUGUUGCUCCAGGAGCGCUCAUUCAGGUGCGGGGAGUCGAGCAGAGCGGAGAGACGCGCACUCACAGCGCGCUUUAAAUCUGUGACUAAACACAUUAGGAUCGCGUGCUGAACCUGUAGGAUGACUUUUAGGAAAACAUCUCUGUAGCGCAUGGAAUAUUAUAAAAAUCGUUUGGAUGCGUAAAGCCGUGCCAUGCAGGGGAACAGCAGCGCGUUGGCACCGGGUUUAGCGUCGUGCGGUCCGGCUUUAUAUGAGAGCGAUGCGCUGCAGAACCGGACUCUCCAGAACCUGUCCCUGCGCUGCUGGCUGCAGCUGCUCUCCAGAGAGUCCGCGCCGGAGCUCUACGGCGACAGCUCCAGCAUGGCCAUGCGCGUCGUGAUCGCGCUCGUCUACCUUAUCGUGUGCGCGCUGGGGCUCGUCGGGAACCUGUUGGCGCUUUACCUGCUCCAGUCGCGCCACAGACUCAAGCAGUCCUCCAUCAACUGCUUCGUCAUGAGUUUGGCCGUGACCGACCUGCAGUUCGUCCUGACGCUUCCCUUCUGGGCCGUGGACACCGCUCUGGACUUCAGAUGGCCGUUUGGGAAGGUGAUGUGCAAGAUCAUCAGCUCGGUCACCACUAUGAACAUGUACGCCAGCGUCUUCUUUUUGACGGCCAUGAGCGUGGCGCGCUACUGCUCUCUGUCCUCUUCUUUGCGCAUGCAGAGUCCCAAAACAGCCUCGGCGGAGGUCAAGUGGGCUAGUUUGGGGAUUUGGAUCGUGUCUGUGGUGGCCACCAUCCCGCACGCCGUGUACUCGACUACCGCGCAGGUGUCCGACGACGAGCUGUGCCUCGUGCGCUUUCCGGACUCGGGUAGCUGGGACCCGCAGCUGCUUCUGGGUCUUUAUCAGACACAAAAGGUGCUUUUGGGUUUUGUGAUCCCACUGGUCAUCAUAUGUGUGUGUUACCUGCUCCUUCUGCGCUUCGUCCUGCGGCGGCGGGUAACCGGGAUCCCCGGCUCGGAGAGCGAGAGAGGGAGGCACAAGCGCCGCUCCAAAGUCACCAGAUCGGUUACCAUCGUGGUCCUGUCCUUCUUUCUGUGCUGGCUGCCCAACCAGGCGCUUACCAUGUGGGGGGUGCUGAUCAAAUUCGACCUAGUGCCGUUCAGCAACGCGUUUUAUAACGCGCAAGCCUACGCGUUCCCCAUCACCGUGUGCCUGGCGCACACCAACAGCUGCCUGAACCCGGUGCUGUACUGUCUGAUCCGGCAAGAGUACCGCACUGGACUCAAGAAGCUGCUGUUUAGAGCCACGCCGUCCAUCCGGAGCCUGGCCAAACUGGUGUCCCGCGGGAAGAAGGUGGCGGAGGCUCCGGCCGGGGUGGCCGUGGUGCAGAUGGAGAUCGGUAUGUGACGUCAGGAUAAAGAGAUCCACUUUGAACUUUUAAACGCAUCUUUGUAUACCUCUGCUCCGCGACACGGAUUGGCAAAUAUCAGACAUUAAUGACACAAAAUGAAAUGAUUUUACUGGUUCAAAGUUUGGACACAUUUUCUGAUAAAGGCAUAUUGCGUUUUUAUUAUUAUUAUUUAUACACUCUUCAAAAAUAAAUGUUCCAAAAAAAAAAAAAAAAGAGUUUUCCAUAGAGAAUUUUGGUUCCUCGAAUGACAUUUCCUAUUAGAAUUGAUUUUAGUUUGUAAAAAUAAAUAUUUGAAUGUUCUAAAGAAGAUUUAAUAGAUGAUAAAGUGCUCUGUGGAACCAUCAAUGCCAGUAAGGGCGUUUAUUCUUAAGAGUGUAUUCGUUUUCCAUAAUAGCAUGAACAGCUACUUUUUAAAAAGCUGAAACAAUAAAUUUUGUUUAUGUAUUUAUUUAAAACGUUGAACCAAAGUUGGCAAAGUAAAAGCCAACAAAUGUUUCGCAUGUUGCUUUAUCGAUAAACAGUUUAAACUCUUCUUUUUAUUGCUUUAUAGUUUUAAUUAAUAUAAUUAUACAACAAUUUUUUAUAACAUUUCUAUUUAUAAUUUUUUUAAUAUGAAAAUGUAAACCUAUGCUAAUACAUAAUUAGCACAUUUUUCGCUAUUUCACUGUGAUCAUGUGUUUUCAUAGUUCUUAAACAGCAAAAUAAUGAUUUGCAAAUAAAUAAUAAAUAGAGCUUUUUCUUCACCCCUAAAAAAUAUUUCUACUUCUCAAUUUCAAAUAUUUUUUUGUAAUAACUGGACUCAAGUGGUGGCGCAGAGGGUAGCACUGUCGCUUCACAGCAAGAAGGUCGCUGGUUUGAGCCAUGGCUGGGUCAGUUGGCAUUUCUGUGUGGAGUUUGCUUGAGCUCCCCAUGUUGUCGUGGGUCGAAAGACAUGUGCUAUAGGUGAAUUGGGUAAGCUAAAUUUUCAGUAGUGUAUGUGUGUGAAGAAAUGUGUA